GUAUAUUGUAAAUAUAACGAUACUUUUCUAUCAGUUAGGUAUGUGUAGCGUUGCAAUACUUUUUAUUGCUGAUAAUAUGAAUCAUUUGUUGGGAGAAUACAUUGCUGGCGGUGUUAAAAUCAUGGCACUGAUCUCGUUUGUGCCAAUUGUUGCGCUGAAUAUGUUCACGGAAAUGCGAGUGGUCAGUGCUUUUGCAAUGAUUUCCUCGAUAUUUUUCUUGUUUGGUGCAAUUGUUAUUAUGCAAUUCACUGUACGACAGCCAAGCCAUUGGGCUGAACUUCCAGCUGUAACAAACUUCACCGGCGUUGUAAUGUUCGUCGGCAUGGCAAUGUAUGCAUUUGAAGGGCAAACAAUGAUUUUACCAGUGGAAAACAAACUUGAAACACCGGGUGAUUUUUUGCAUAAUUUUGGUGUUCUUCCAACGACAAUGUGCCUUUGUACAUUAUUUAUGAUUGCUAUUGGCUUCUAUGGUUAUACUGCAUUCGGCGCCAGCACUCAGCCAACUAUCACAAUGAAUGUGCCUAAAGAAGGG
Molecule: messenger RNA, 532 nt
Organism: Gongylonema pulchrum
Lineage: Eukaryota; Metazoa; Nematoda; Chromadorea; Rhabditida; Gongylonematidae
Source: the annotation of a GenBank genome assembly